Colletotrichum aenigma is the source of this 3264-nucleotide messenger RNA. RefSeq names its product Nonribosomal peptide synthetase dtxS1 (gene dtxS1-0). Bases 1 to 3264 code for a protein of 1087 amino acids. Gene Ontology annotation, biological process: amino acid activation for nonribosomal peptide biosynthetic process; secondary metabolite biosynthetic process. Gene Ontology annotation, cellular component: cytoplasm. The record is from RefSeq and is a predicted model, not a curated record. Gene Ontology annotation, molecular function: phosphopantetheine binding; catalytic activity. The transcript has a single exon. NCBI's taxonomy places the organism in Eukaryota, Fungi, Ascomycota, Sordariomycetes, Glomerellales, Glomerellaceae.
AUGGCAAAAUCCGUCUCUGACGUAGAUGGCCGGGACCGCAUAUGGGAGCAAAACUCAUCAGUGCCGCAAGGGGUCGAGGGUCGCAUGGAUGUCAUGAUAUCGAGGGUAGUCGCCGCACAGCCAGACGCCUCGGCCGUUUGUGCCUGGGAUGGCGAUCUAUCCUACCGGGAACUCGACGAGUUGGCCUCGCGACUCGCCGUCCGGCUUCAGUCUCUCGGCACCGGGCCCGGCAACAUCGUGCCGCUGUGCUUCGAGAAGUCGCAGUGGACGGUCGUUUCCGUCGUCGCCGUCGUCAAGACCGGAGCGGCUUUCCUCCUGCUGGACCCUCUGUUGCCCACGGAUCGUCUCAGAGUCAUCAUCCAGCAAUGCGAGUCCAACCUGAUCCUCACGUCGCUCUCCCACGGCGCCAUGGGUGAGCAGCUUCAACUCCCGGUGACCGUCGUCACGGUCGGUCACUCUCUUCGCCAGGAACCCCUACCUCGACCGCCGUCGUCACCCCUGGACGAGCAUCCGAAGCUCAAGCCACCAACACUGCGCCCCGAGUCUCUGCUGUACGUCGUCUUUACCUCCGGCAGCACCGGGAUCCCCAAGGGAUGCAUGCUAUCCCACGGAAACCUGUGCUCGGCCAUGCACUACCAGAACGAAUCGCUGGGCUUCCGUCCCGCCUCGAGAGUCUUCGACUUCGCCUCCUACAGCUUCGACGUGGCCGUGCACAACCUCUUCGCGACGCUGACCACGGGGGCCUGCCUGUGCAUCCCCAGCGACGCCGACCGGAAAGACAACCUCGAGGGCUCCAUGGCGCGCAUGGGCGCCACGCUCGCCAACCUGACCCCGACCGUGGCCCGCCUCCUCAACCCCGACGCGCUGCCCGCGCUGGAGACGUUGCUCCUCCUGGGCGAGCAGGUGACGGACCUGGAAACCACGCUCUGGUGCGGGAAAUCCCAGGUCGUCAACUCCUACGGCCCGGCCGAGUGCACCCCGAUCAGCACGGCCAACUGCGCCGCCUCGACCGUGACCGGGCUCCGUCACAGCGGCAGAGGCAUCGGCUCCGUCGCGUGGAUUGUCGACCCCGCGGACCAUGACGUGCUGUUGCCGUGGGGCGAGACCGGCGAGCUGCUGAUCGAAGGGCCCAUCGUCGGCCAGGGCUAUCUUCACGAUCCGAAGAAGACGGCCGACGUCUUCGUCCGAGACCCGGCUUGGCUGGUCCGUGGCGGACCGGGCGUUCCCGGACGGACCGGCAGGCUGUACAAGACGGGGGAUCUCGCGCAUUAUGACGCCGACGGAAACGUCGUCGUCACCGGCCGGAAAGACACCCAGGUCAAGAUCCGCGGGAACCGGAUCGAACUCGGCGAGGUCGAGCAUCACGUGUCGGCCUGCAUGCCGGACGUGACGCGAGUCGUGGCGGAGGCCAUCCUGCCGGCCGGUGCGGGAGCCGGUCACCUCCUGGCCGUCUUCUUGCAGACGGACGACGAUCAGACCGACGGCAUCAGGCUCGUGCACUUGGAGGACGAGGUGGCGUCCGGGCUCGCGAGGCAUCUACCGGCCUACAUGAUCCCCACGCUCUUCUUCGCCAUGCCCCAGAUACCGCUCACCCUGACCGGGAAGACCAACCGGAAACUCCUGCGCGAGAUGGGCUCGUCUUUCUCCAUGGAUCGAAUUGCUUCGCAAACGGGGGGGCGCGAACGAGCCCGGAGGGCGCCCCGGACCGAGACGGAACGCACCUUGCAAACUCUCUGGGCUCGCGUCCUCGGCAUCGACGGCGACUCCAUCGGCCUGGACGACAACUUCUUUCGUCUCGGUGCCGACUCCAUCACCGCUAUGAAACUCGUCGCCGAGGCGCGAAAAGUCGACGUCCAAAUAUCCGUUGCGGAUAUCUUUCGGCACCCGGUGCUCUCUGGACUCGCCGUGCUCACGGCCUCUGCGAAGCCGCGCAACGAGACCGAUCGCAACGGUGUGGAGGAUCAACAUCAUCCGUCGACAAAUGGCGCUCUCGACGUCAUCUCUCCAGGAGAGCUGGAUCACCGAGGUCCCCUGGGUCCGGAGGACAUCAUGGAGAUACUGCCGCUUUCCGAUAUGCAGGAAUCGCUGGCCGUGGAGGGUCUGUCCGACGCCCUGCAACUUGUCGACUACUUCUACCUCGACCUCCCCCCGUCAACCGACCUGGCCAAGCUCGAGAAUAGCUGCCGUGACCUCUUGGAGGCGUUUCCCGUUCUCCGGGCUUACUUCCUCCCUUCCGCCGAAAAGCAUUGGAUGGUUAUCCCCCGCACCGUCGACCUGAUUUUCCGCAUCAUCGAAGCCGAGUCCGACCCGGACACCGCCCUCGCAAAAUUCUGUCUCGACGACAUUGCCACAUUCGGCCGCCACCAGACCAUCGUGGGCUUCUUCGUGCUCCGCAAGGCGGGGUCGGCCAACCGCCUCGUGCUGCGGAUUUCCCACGCGCAGUACGACGGGAUAUCGAUCGGGGUCAUCUUCAACGCCCUGAUCCUCUCUUACCAGGGGACGCCAAUCGCGCCGGAGCCCACCAACUUCGCGGAUUACAUGGCUCACGUCGCCCGCACGCGUGACUCGGCAGUCGCAUACUGGCGCGGUGUUCUGGAAGGGUCGUCGACCUCCCCGGCCGGCACAUCUCACGAGAACGACGGCCUGCGAGUCCGGCCCGGGGCGCCGCAGGGCGUCGGGGCCCAGUCUUUCCGCGUCGAGAGGGAGGUAGCCACGCCGAAGCCUCUCGCAGGCAUCACCCCGGCCUCCUACAUGAGCGCCGCCUGGGCCGUGUUCCUGUCCCGGUUACAAGACGGCGACGGAGAGGUCGUCUUCGGGCGGCUGGUGAGCGGACGCAACGCGGCGAUGCCGGGACUGGAGACGACGGUGUGCUGCUGCGUCAACGUCGUGCCCGUACGGGUCGACACCGGGUCCGCAUCGAUCGGAGAGGUGGCGUCCGCCAUCCAGGAGCAGUUCAUCUCCAUGGGCGACGCGGACUCUCUGGGGUUCAAGAAGGUUGUGGAGAACUGCGGCGCCGAGUUCUUCUCCUGCACGCAGCACCAGAACGUGGAGGACGAGGUCUCCCUGACGGUGGAGGAAGGGUUCACGAGCACGCUGCGCCGGUUCGAGAAUCCGCGGCGGCUGCCGUAUUUCCUGUACGUGAUUUCGUUCCCGCGGGGGGAGAAGACGGAGUUGCAGAUUUUUGCUCAUACGGGCAUGUUGUCGGUCGAGAGGGCGGAAGAGCUGCUGGGGAAAUUCUGUUUGUUUGUGGAGGGGCUGUCCUAG